Molecule: messenger RNA, 1692 nt
Organism: Trichoderma harzianum CBS 226.95
Lineage: Eukaryota; Fungi; Ascomycota; Sordariomycetes; Hypocreales; Hypocreaceae
Exons: 7
Coding region: 1-1692 (563 amino acids)
Biological process (GO): fatty acid metabolic process
Molecular function (GO): medium-chain fatty acid-CoA ligase activity
Source: RefSeq, a predicted model, not a curated record
AUGACUUCGUACAAUAAUGCUGGCGGGCAGUCGUUGCCAAAGCACAUUGGAGACAGUGUCCUUCCUAAUUUCCCUAUCUUUAAUCGUCUCCUAUUCUUCGCAACCAAUAGAGAUAAGCUUGUUAUCAAUGAUACUACGAAUGGUUUGCAGGCGACGCAUCGGCAGCUCCUUUCCGACGUCUUGUACCUCCGCAAUGCUCUCUGGACACGGCUGGACUCAAAGGUGCGAAACCGACUUUUGGCGGGCGAAGAAAUUUGCGUCAAUUUACUAGCAGCCGGAGGAUAUGAGUUCGCUACAGCCUUUUUAGCAUUACUGGCUCUGGGGGCAGUAAUUGUUCCGAUCUCGGCUUCAAUUCCCGUACACGAGGCCAUGUAUUUUGCCAAAACCUCACGAUCUAUUGGCGUACUAUAUUCUUCCAAGUGCUCACUAAUUGGAGAAGGAUUGGCUGGUGCGAUGCAUGAAUCCGGCGUGCCUGGUUUCGUCUCUAUGGAGAUCCUGCAACAGAUCUGCAAGCCACCUUUGCCUGCUAGCAAUAUAAUCAUUUCGUCGGAUCACCAUCUCAACUAUCAUGGCGCAGGUCUGGUCAUAUUCACGUCUGGUACAAGCGGUCCUCCUAAGGGUGCAGUUAAGGAACGAUCUUUUCUUGACACAAACGCGCAAGCUGUUGCGCAAUGGUACAAUCUACAAGAAAGCGAUGUCGUCUUGCACACCCUCCCUGUGCACCAUGCUACGGGGAUCAGUAUCAGCUUCCUCCCAUAUCUAAUUGCAGGGUCUACUAUAGAGUUUCAGUCAUCUGGGUUUCACCCGGAUCAAAUAUGGGAGCGUUGGCGACAAGGCGGUCUAACUGUCUUCUCCGGAGUGCCGACCAUGUAUAUGAGGCUGAUGAAGUAUUUUGAGGAGAACAUCUCCAAGAAGUCCUCGCCCGAUAUCCAGGGCUAUGUGAGCGCUGCAAAAUCGUUCCGUCUGAUGAUGUCAGGAAGUGCGGCGCUUCCAUUCUCACUUCAAAGCAAGUGGAUUAAGCUGUUAGACGGCAAGCGGAUAUUAGAGAGAUAUGGCGCAACAGAGUUUGGCAGUGUCUUCAGCGUAAAACCUGGCGACUCUAAUAAUCCAGACGGCUCUGUUGGGAAGCCGUUCUUUGGGCUUGAGGUUAAACUCUCGAACGGAACCGAGGGAGAGAUCCUUGUGAAGAGCCCACAUAUGUUCCGAGAAUAUCUAUACGAUCCAGUAGCUACUGCUGCCGCCUUUACAACGGAUGGCUAUUAUAAGACUGGAGAUAUUGCCAGAAGCGAAGGCGAAUACUAUUUCAUUCUUGGGCGAGCUUCGAUCGAUAUCAUCAAAUCUGGAGGGUACAAGAUAUCAGCUCUUGAUAUUGAGCGUGAGCUCCUUAAUUUGUCUUAUAUUGGCGAAGCCAUGGUCGUCGGAGUUCCUGACGAAGAAUAUGGACAAAGAGUGGCAGCCGCAAUUACACUGAGAGAUGAGCCGUCCCUCCGAUUAGAAAGGCUACGUGCUGAUCUGCGAUCACGACUGGCAGCAUACAAGCUACCAACAAUCCUGCGAGUCGUCAAAGAGUUUCCCAAAAGUGCAUCCGGGAAGGUUGUGAAACGAGUCCUGGGCAAACAACUCUUCUCUGAGCUUAACGACCCGCAUAUUCAGGUCUGGCGAUCUCGAAAAGGCGGCCAAGCUAAGCUUUAA